Molecule: messenger RNA, 680 nt
Organism: Euleptes europaea (tarantolino)
Lineage: Eukaryota; Metazoa; Chordata; Lepidosauria; Squamata; Sphaerodactylidae
Gene: EIF1AD
Product: eukaryotic translation initiation factor 1A domain containing
Exons: 6
Coding region: 177-680 (167 amino acids)
Biological process (GO): translational initiation
Cellular component (GO): nucleus
Molecular function (GO): RNA binding; translation initiation factor activity
Source: RefSeq, a predicted model, not a curated record
CAGCUCUUUCCAACUUGUGAAUGUCCCAGAGAGUGAAAUCAACACUGGAUCCACAGCACUUGGAUGAGCUUGGCUGUCCCUGGAAACAGCCUCCCAAAGCGCAAGCACGUCCGGCAAGCUAUUUCUCACCUCAUCCAACCAGCAGGGACUCCAUUCCCCAGGGCUAACGAAGCAGCAUGUCCCAAGCCACGAAGCGUAAGCAUGUGGUGAAAGAAGUCCUAGGGGAGUACGUGAUUCCUUCGGAGCGGCAGCAGAUUGUACGGGUGCUGGGCACUCCAGGCAAUAACCUUCAUGAGGUGGAGACACCAGAAGGGGCGAGGUUCCUUGUGAGCAUGCCCACCAAAUUCCGCAAGAAUAUUUGGAUCAAGAGAGGUGACUUCCUUCUGGUGGAUCCCAUAGAAGAAGGGGAGAAAGUAAAAGCGGAAAUCAGCUUUGUGCUGUACAAGGACCACAUUCAAUAUCUGAAGAAAGAAGGAUAUUGGCCAACUGCCUUCUUAGCUGAUGCUUCAGGAACUCAGAGCGGCGCUAAAGACAGGGACGGAGCGCAAAGCCCCCCGCGUUCUGCAGGGGAAGACAACUCGGAGGACAGCGACAGCGACUUGUUUGUGAACACGAACCGUGCAAAUUACGGCUACACGGAGAGCGAGGACAGCAGCGGCUCCGAGGAGGACGAGCAGUAA